Molecule: messenger RNA, 1920 nt
Organism: Eptesicus fuscus (big brown bat)
Lineage: Eukaryota; Metazoa; Chordata; Mammalia; Chiroptera; Vespertilionidae
Gene: CDRT4
Product: CMT1A duplicated region transcript 4
Exons: 2
Coding region: 130-612 (160 amino acids)
Source: RefSeq, a predicted model, not a curated record
UGGUGGCAGAGAGAGCAUGGCUGGCAGCAGCAAAGAAACUGAUCAAGGGGGACGUGGGAUCAAGGACACUGGAACCGUUCCAGACAAAACAUAAGCACCUGGAGGAACCACCAAGACACUGAAGGAAGCAUGGGGAACCUCAGAAACCUCUCAGAACUCACAGAAAACAUCGGGCUUCCCCUGGAACUGCUUGAAAAACAAGACCCCUGGCCGGCCUAUGUCACAUAUACCUCCCCGAUGGUGCAAAGACUCAUUGAGAAAAGCAAAGCUAGAGAACUGGAAUGCUCGCAGGCUCUGGAGGAAAGCCGAAGGACUCACAGGCCGAGCAAGACGCCCAGCAUCGUCCAGCUGAAAAGGAAAAAGUCAUCCAAGGCCUCUGGCAAAAUGGUGUUCAAGGACACGAAGUCUGAGACCAUGUUGUCCGUGUGGAGUGCUUUUUCGGUAUCGGCCGCAGGUCCCACCGUCACCCCAGAGCCCAUACCCUUUCACAUGGAUUCCAGAGAAAAUCCCACUGCAAACUUUAACAAGAUCAUCUUCUCUCGAAAACCUCUGAUGAGGAUACUUCCAUACAGCUCCCUUCUGGCCAGCAAGGAAAAACAUUUGAAUGUUUAGCAAGCAGUCCCUGCAACCACCCCUCAAGAUUGUACAGCAAUUAAGCUUCAUUUGCCACAAGUCUCACUAUGUCCUUCAAGGCUGAACUUGCCCCUGCUCAGGCUGGGAAGCCCCAAUUCCCACUAUCAAUGCUUGGGACCUAACUGGGUAAAGUAGGCUGUGUCCAGACAGGAGACAGAAGUCACACCAGUGAUAUUAUUAGAGAUAAUUGAAUAGAAAUAAUUAUUAUCUAGGUAACUGAAAACACAGGAAGCAGGUAUCACCUCCAAGGCUGGGGGUGGAUGGGACAAAGGGAAGCUAUUGGACUACCUAAAAGUGAGACAGUUGGAGGGGGAGUGCGCUGAAUCCCAGGUUCCCGAGGUGAGGGAGUGGGAUGCUCCUUAGCUGGUGCCGAUGCUUGAGCUCAGAGGAGAGCCCCCGUGGGGAUGGCGCUCCUGAAGUGAGGAGGGGGCUGUUCUGGCUGAGGUUGAUUCUGUGCGUGUUGGGAAAACUAAAAAGCUGUCCUCAAAUGCUUCUGAAGGAAUUGAUACUACCUGAGUGAACAAGAAGCAUUGCUAGGGGAAAAGGACAGGCACAGGAAGCCCACAGAGAUAAACAGGAAGUAAACCAAACAUGAGCUACUUCCUCCGCCUCCAGCCUCUAGGCUCCCUCUAGCACUCACUGUGGGCAGAGCCUAUCAGGUCGGAAAGCAAAGAAUGUGGGUUGCAGAAUCCCAAGUCCAGCAUCUCGAAGAAUAGUAUGAAAGGAUGGACUUGAAGCCAUGAGGAAAUUAGCUUGAUCCACCACGGUGGGGUUCCUGUGGUCCCGCCUCACUGCCCCACUAGGCACCUGAACCUGCUAUUGAGAUGUUUUGCCUUGGAGGGUUUACAGAGUGCAGGGAGGCUCGGCUGUCCCCUGCUAAGAAAUGGAGGGCUUUCUCCCUGUACCUCUUUAAGGCUUGCCUCGUGGAGCAGAGCUGGUGGGAAGCCGGCGCUGGACCUCAGCUGUUGUCUGUCAAAGCACAGCUAGACUGGGGCCACUCAGGCUCUGAGCGGCUCCUGCUUGGGGCCAAAGCACGGGUUGCUAAACCACUGUCCCAGCAAACAGGCUCUGUCUUCACACAAGAGGGACCGAGCCUCCUGGCGGCCCCAGCUGGUCUCAGGUGUGGGUUCAUCUCUGAGCGCAGCUCCUCCGGGGGCUUUUCUUCCCUUCGACCUCCCCUGAGUUUCUGUGUUUCUAUUUCUACAGCAGCUAAUACCUAUCAUGCUUCCCUCGCAGAGAUGUAGAGGAUGAAAUGUGCCUGUUGCUAUAAAUGCCAUUUGAAAAAGU